Culex quinquefasciatus (southern house mosquito) is the source of this 601-nucleotide messenger RNA. RefSeq names its product polyadenylate-binding protein, cytoplasmic and nuclear. Gene Ontology annotation, molecular function: mRNA binding. The record is from RefSeq and is a predicted model, not a curated record. Gene Ontology annotation, cellular component: cytosol. The transcript has 2 exons. Bases 113 to 583 code for a protein of 156 amino acids. NCBI's taxonomy places the organism in Eukaryota, Metazoa, Arthropoda, Insecta, Diptera, Culicidae.
AUCAUUCAAUCAUUACGAAAGUUUCUGUCGCGUUCUCCGGAAGCAUUUUUGAUUUGCCGCCUUGCACCGCCUACUCUGCCAAGUUUGGAAGCCCUUUGGAGCAACAUCCAAGAUGGAUUUUGAUGAUAGUGAAUGGUUGAACUUUGACGUAAACGAAGAAGGUUGUGACGAUGAUUGGUUGGAGUGUUACGAAGCCGAAAAUUACGAAGACGUGUUUGAUUGGUACGAGUUGUGCGACCUGAACGACGAGGAAAGCGAUUUAGUAUGGGAGCGCCCGCAACAGUUCUUUUCUUGCAAAUCAACCAAGAACCCACCUUCCCAGGGUGACACACUAUUUGUCCGGAACCUGGCCAAGUCAGUCGACGUGCAACAGCUGAGCACCCUUUUCGCUCCCUUCGGAACCAUCGCGCGCGUCAACAUCGUCAAGGACGCGCUUGGAACCUCCAAGGGAUUCGGGUUCGUACACUUCACCAACGCGUCGGAUGCUGGCAAGGCUUUGGCCAAAAUGAAUGGCCAUCUGCUGGCGGGACGGAAGCUGCACGUGGCCCCGGCUCACCCGCCAAAACGGGGAACGAAGAAGUGAUGGCGCUGAAGACCAAGU